This is a messenger RNA of Cooperia oncophora, 513 nucleotides long. The record is from the annotation of a GenBank genome assembly. NCBI's taxonomy places the organism in Eukaryota, Metazoa, Nematoda, Chromadorea, Rhabditida, Trichostrongylidae.
AUGAGCAGCGCACCAUCAACGAGGGUCUCGUUCGCUGAAGCGGCAGCUGCUCCUUCCAGUUCCACAUCGGCUCUAUAUUCCACUAGUCCACGAUAUGAUGUUAUAGCUGGCGAUAAUGCAUCGUCAUCCUUUCAAGCUGGCUCAGCUCCAUAUGCGUUUCCUCAGUAUGAUGUCGUACCUGCUAGUACUGCUGCGCCAUCGUCUACUGCUGUGCCAUCGUCUCAAACGGCUUCGAGUCAUGUGUAUCCUGUUCUUUACGAAGAACCACCUGUAGAAGAGUCUACGACGAUCCAUAAACCGCCAGUUGAGAACGGACGACUACCGUCGAUUGGAACCACGACGGCACUCUUUAACUUCAAGCCUGUUGGACCAAAUCAACUCGAAAUUACAGCUGGGGAACGGUUGGAUUUGAUUCAGGCUCACGAUGAUGGAGGAAACCCAGAGUGGAUUUGGGUCCAGCGAUUAAAUGGAGAUCAUGGAUUUGUACCUGCUACAUAUUGUAAGGCAGUAUAG